Molecule: messenger RNA, 315 nt
Organism: Stereum hirsutum FP-91666 SS1
Lineage: Eukaryota; Fungi; Basidiomycota; Agaricomycetes; Russulales; Stereaceae
Exons: 1
Coding region: 1-315 (104 amino acids)
Source: RefSeq, a predicted model, not a curated record
AUGAGAGAUAUGGUGAGAUCGUCUUCGAAACUUGAACAAUCUGGGUUGGUGGGGGUUGCGACAUGUUAUGAUGUUGCGGGCAAGUGGCGCGCCACACGAGCCGCCAGUUUUGCGACGUUACCACCCGGACAUGGCCCCGCGCUGCAGUUGCAGCCUCCGCCACAGCAGCAGCAGCCGCAUCAGUACGCGUAUGUGCCGCCUGAGUUCAUGGAACUGGGAUUGACGGGCGGAAGUGCGAAUGAUGGGUCGAGGACGGGCAAUGGCUGGGCGAGUUUCGUGCAUGGGACUGGGCUUUUGGAUGGGGGUGGGAUUUAG